AUGCCCCAAUUAAUCGUAUCGCUGCUACGUGCCAGCAAUUUACCCGUGGCCGACACUUUUGUCCAAGGAAGUGCGAGUGACCCUUUCGUGACUUUCCAGUUAGGUGAUGAAUAUCUUUGCUCUUCAUGUGUGAGCGGAUCGCUUAAUCCCGUGUGGCAGCCAGCCGAGACGGUCGAGUUCGAAUUGCCACACAUGUCGCAGAAAACGGAGCGUCAAUUGGUGGUCCAAGUAAUGGACAAUGACAGCUUCAAGAUGGACGAUUUGAUGGGAGAAUUACGUCUUUCAUUGUCCACCUUUGAACGACGACCCAAUGAAGCAGUUGUCGGGACAUAUGAACUUGUAGUUCCGGAAGCAUUAAAGGAAGCGUCCAAGUCGCCAGACAAGAAGACAACGAUCCAGUUGGACAUUUGUUAUGCAGAAGAGACGGAUGGACAGAAGACAUUGUGUGUCUGGGAGAAUGAGGACUAUGUGGAUGGCAAGUGGACACCUUCACACAACAAAGAACGUCGUCAUUGGAGUUCUUUUGACUUGCAGACAUCAUCGGAUACUUUUGAUCAUGUGGCACCAAAAGUGCCAGAAGGACUUGAAGCAGCUGGAUGGGCCUAUUCGACCAAGAAGGGGGAUGACCAUGGAUGGGUCUAUGCCAGUACUUACACGGGUCCUUGGGCGUCCGUGUCGUCGCCUGUGUGCUACGCACGUCGCCGUUUAUGGCAGAAUAAUUGCCGUCCUGCAAUUGCCUGCGAGUAA
Messenger RNA from Peronospora farinosa, 747 nucleotides. NCBI's taxonomy places the organism in Eukaryota, Oomycota, Peronosporomycetes, Peronosporales, Peronosporaceae. The record is from the annotation of a GenBank genome assembly.